AUGACAAAUGAAUAUAUGAUUGAAUAUCAUAAUAUAACAGAAGUUACAUCAUCUUCUGUAAUAUUUCCGACGGGACGGACCACUCGUUCACAGGGCAAGUUACGUAUACGUUAUUGGGCUAAUCGAACUGCAGCGACGUCUACGUUGAAUUCGAGAAUUAUUGAUGACGCUAUCGCGUCAUAUUUAAAUAAAACACACAUGAUCUCUCAUGUGGACGACCGCAAAUUAUAUGUUGAGAAAGGACAAUCUAAUCCUAUUAAUACCAAUUGGAUAUUGUUUGUCUUAUCUAUGACGUUCAUUCUCCUCAACUAA
Messenger RNA from Adineta ricciae, 312 nucleotides. Lineage: Eukaryota; Metazoa; Rotifera; Eurotatoria; Adinetida; Adinetidae. The record is from the annotation of a GenBank genome assembly.